Papilio polytes (common Mormon) is the source of this 898-nucleotide messenger RNA. It is a transcript of the gene Ythdf, whose product is annotated as YTH domain-containing family protein 3-like. NCBI's taxonomy places the organism in Eukaryota, Metazoa, Arthropoda, Insecta, Lepidoptera, Papilionidae. The transcript has 5 exons. The record is from RefSeq and is a predicted model, not a curated record. The annotation marks the transcript as partial.
GGCAACAUUGCGAGAUUGUGACGGUCGCCAUUGCUACGUCCAUAUUAUCUCGUAUUCAAUAGGACUUUUAUAGCCAUUUCAUAUAUUGCUGACUUUUAAUUAUUGUGUUUCGUGAACAAUUUGGACACAGUGAAGUGUAACUGAUGUGAUUUUAUAUUGUUAUCGUCGUGAGAAUAACUUUAAUAAGUGCUCAAUAUUCUUGAAAUCGCGGCCAAUGUCAGCAGGCGUGUCAGAUCAGCGGAUGAAAGGACAAGGGAAUCAAGUGACAAAUGUACCUAAGGAGCAACAGUUAGAAAGUGGUGGUGACGAGUUGGCAGAGGCAUCAUGGCGUCACCAACAGCAACCCUCAUAUGCUCCACCCAUCUCGUCAGCAGCCGAUCCCUACAGCGCGGCAGGUUAUUAUGGCACAACAGCUCUUCCUUAUCAAGCUUUUGGAGUUGGGGAUGGUACAUGGUCCACCAAUGGAACCGAUCCAAUGACAUUCCUCGGGGGAUACAAUCCUCACGAUUCUUACGGAAUGGAUGGUGUUUUUGGACCAUCAACAACUCCCUUCUCAACAGCUGCAUUCGGGCAGCCAGCUUCAACUUUUAAUUACUUUCAUGGAAAUGGUGAUUACUCAACUUGGGGUCAAUUAGGUCGUGCAAAACAGUACGAUGAUUACUACAGGGCUGACGGUUUGUACGUUCCAGACGGCAUUAAGGCUGUCGACAGUGGCGUCCAGGCUCUCUCACUUGGAGAACAUAAAACCGAUAAAGAACGCAUCUCCGAGCUCAAGGACGUAUCGAGUGGAUCGCAACCCAAAAAGAUGACAUGGGCUUCUAUCGCAAGCCAACCGGCGAAACCGGCACCGACAUCACAAACGGUAGGAUUGAAAAAGAAAGGCCCGGGUAUGCCCCCG